UAUGAGUUCAUAACUUACUAACUUAUUUCGUACUUAGUAACAGUACUUAUCAUUUAUAAGUCCUCAAAAUAAGUACUGGUCUUUGUUUGUACUCGUCUUAUUGACUUUUUUCAUCUUCCCAUGUAGAUGUUUGCAGGCUGAGGAGUACACCAAGUAAAGAGCAUGUCUAAAAGAAGAGCCAGACUUCGUCCUGAGGCUGAGGCUGCUCAGUUUAUUAUAUCUGGCAGUGACAAGCCUUGUUUAAAGGCCCAGUGGAUCAAUGACUAUAAAGGACGUGGUGUAUUUGCCUGUGCACCAAUUGAAAAGGGAUCCUUUGUGGUCGAGUACCGUGGGGAGUUGAUUUCACAAUAUGAACGGGACAAGCGGCAGAAAAAGUACACAGAGAAGGAAAAUGUUUUCCUGUUUGAUUUUGAAUGGAACAAUAGCUCAUGGUGCAUUGAUGCAUCCCAGGAAGAUGACUCGCUGGGCCGUUUGGUUAAUGAUGGCCACAAGUCCCCAAACUGCAAAAUGAAAAAGUUGACAGUCCAGGGUAAACCUCAUCUUUGCUUGUUUGCCAUUGAAGACAUCCAAGCAGAGAGUGAAAUAACCUAUGACUAUGGAGAAUCUCAAUGGCCAUGGCGAGCUUUGGCACCAAGUGUUCAGAUCCUUGCUCAUCCUUCUGCAGACCAGGAACUGAGUGAGAGAUCCACUUCAUCCUUCCAACAAGCACCAAGUGUUCAGAUCCUUACUCAUCCUUCUGCAGACCAGGAACUGAGUGAGAGAUCCACUUCAUCCUUCCAACAAGUCAGCCAGACCACUGGAGGUGUCUCCUCCCACCAGACAGCUACUGUAAAGAAAGUCGAACAGCCCUUAGUCAAUGACGGUGGAUUCCAUGAUGGAACCUCUGCAAGCUUAAGUGACCAGAUCUCUACUGAUGAAUCUGCAGAUUGUACAGAUUAUGAAGAUAUUGACUAUGUUCCAGACUCAAGUGGCAAUUCCUCAGGCGAAAGUGUUCGUAGUAAGGAACUGAGAAUCCAAGAAUCUCUUGCUCCCAAAAAAGUCUUAAAGGACAUGCUAGUGGAGAUAGCUACAACACACAGUGGGGAGAUCACUGGAUCAGAGAGUCCAACAAGUUUUAGUUCGUCACUGAGGAGCAGCAGUCAUAGCACUUCAGGGAUGAGUUGCAGUGCCAGUUCAUCAGGGAAUACAUCACACAGUAACAGCUCCAUGAAAGUCCCUCCAUUGCCAAACUCAGCAAAACAAAGCAAGUACAACAAGAAGCAAUAUUGACUUUAUUGUAAAAAGGCCAUAUCUAAAUUGGCAAGACACCUUGAAUCCGCCCAUAGUCAACAGCCUGAUGUUGCAAGGGCUUUCGGUUUUGAUAAAAGAUCCUGUGAAAGAAGAGAUAUGUUACGCUCUAUUAAGAAGAUGGGAAACUUUAACCAUAAUGCUACCAUGGCAACCUCUGGUGCUGGAGAAAUGGUUGCUUGUCGAAGACCCGCUAAAGCAAGAGAUUCUGAUUGUUAUCGUCAUUGCAAAUUUUGUCAAGGACUAUAUGCAAGAGAUUGCCUUUGGAGACAUGUGAGAAAGUGCCCUCAGAAGUCCACUGAAGGAGAGCCUUCCGCUGGGCGAAAACGGAUGCAACUGGACUUACCGAAACCCGAUCAAUUUCAUGAAGCUGUUUGGAAGAUUGCCUGUGAAAUGAACCAGGAUGACAUUUCCUUGGUAGUAAGGAGUGAAAGAGACAUCCUUAGCCUUGGCGAGUCACUGUACAAUGCCAGGAAACCACAUGAGAGAAGGAAUGAUUACAUACGCCAAAAAAUGAGAGAGAUGGCAAGAUUAUUGAUAACAGCAAGAGCUAUGACACAUUUGAGGAGCACAGAAGACCUUGUUAUGCCCAGUAACUUUCCCCAGGUCA
This is a messenger RNA of Acanthopagrus latus (yellowfin seabream), 1897 nucleotides long. Its product is annotated as histone-lysine N-methyltransferase ASHH1-like. Bases 163 to 1269 code for a protein of 368 amino acids. The record is from RefSeq and is a predicted model, not a curated record. The transcript has 8 exons. Gene Ontology annotation, molecular function: protein binding. NCBI's taxonomy places the organism in Eukaryota, Metazoa, Chordata, Actinopteri, Spariformes, Sparidae.